UUCGGUUUCGGUUUUUAGUGCGUGAUCGACGCUCCGACUCGCUACUUGUGGCCGCAGCUCAAGCCGUGCAGACUCUGGAAAUACUGCUAUAAACACAAAAAUUAGUUUUAAUUGAAAUUCAAUGAAUUCCCAAUUGAAAACUGUACGCGUUCAUUUCUUAUAUACUAUAUGUGCCCAACAUGCUGAUUAGUGAACCGAACUGAACUUACAUAAGCCUUGCCAGCUAUCAGCUGUCGCUUAUCAAAUUUAUUUGUAUAUACACAUGUAUUUGUGUGAAUAUCGUGUACACCACAUAGACUUUAUACUGAAGCAACUAUAUUCAUUAUGCAGCCGGCACUGGAACUAAGCAUUUAUACACUGCUACGCAUGGCGUUCAUUUGGCAGCUCAUUUCCGUCGCCAUUUACCUGGUGGGCACUUUGGCCAUUGCCGCCUAUCUCUACGACAACUUCAAGUCUUUGAUCUGCAUUAUCAAGGCGCUGCUCGAGCCAUACUUUCAGCCACAGUUGCCUCAAACAUUGCUGGAUAAAUUUGGCAAAUGGGCAGUGAUAACCGGUGCUACAGACGGCAUCGGUAAGGAAUAUGCCAAGGAAUUGGCACGUCAAGGUCUCAAUCUGGUGCUCAUAUCACGUACCAAGGAGAAGCUCAUCGCGGUAACCAACGAGAUUGAGAGCGAACACAAGGUGAAAACCAAAUGGAUUGCUGUUGAUUUUGCCAAGGGACGUGAGGCCUACGAGCAAAUCGAAAAGGAAUUGGCGGGCAUACCAAUCGGUAUACUAGUCAACAAUGUGGGCAGAAUGUAUGACUAUCCGGAGACACUGGAUCUGGUGCCGGAGGACACCAUCUGGGACAUAUUGACCAUCAACAUUGGCGCCGUCACCAUGCUGACUCGCAAGAUCGUGCCGCAAAUGAAGGCGGCACGCCGAGGCGCCAUCGUCAACAUUGGCUCCGGCUCGGAGCUGCAGCCGAUGCCCAACAUGGCCGUCUAUGCGGCCAGCAAAAAGUAUGUCAGCUACUUCACCCAGGCCCUGGAGCAGGAGCUGGCCGAGCACAAUGUCACCGUUCAGCUGGUCAUGCCCAUGUUUGUCAUUACCAAAAUGAAUGAGUAUUCCGAUUCGGUGAUGCGCGGCGGCUUCCUGAUACCCAAUGCCCGUAGCUUUGCACGCUCCGCCGUAUUCACGCUGGGCAAGACCAGCAUGACAACGGGCUUCUGGACGCACGGACUGCAGUACUUCUUCAUGAAGAUGGCGCCGCAGCAUCUGCGCAUGCUCAUUGGCCACCAGUUGACGCGGCGACUGCGCCUCGAGGGCUUGAGCCAAAAGAAGUUGACUUAGAGCAUGCUGCAAGCCAAUUGCAGCAAUCGCACAUAAAACGUACAUUUUAAGAGUCUUGUAAAUAUUGGCGCCUAGUAUUAACCAAAUUGUUAACUGUAAACACUUUUCGUAAAAAAACCGGAUAACAAAUUCAGCUUUAUUUUUUGCCAGCCGAUUGCAUAAUUUCUGCAAUAAGAGAGAGAUACAGAGAGAGAGAGAGAGAGAGAGAGAGAGAGGAGUCCACUUGGAGUGGAGCGGCGUCACACGGAGACACAGAAACCGGUCUUGACCAGCGGGCGGAAGAGCCAUCUGAAAGCCAUGCUUCAUUGCAUCGAGUUGGCAUUCUUGAGGCUUAACAUUGUUUGAAUUUGGCUAAAACCCAAAUUCGAAUUAUUGUACAUGCAUCGGCAUGCAAAUGAACGUCUAGUGGAGCUCGUGAGGGACAGUGGCCCCAAUUAUGCAAGCUGAAAUUACAAUGCAACUUUUCGACUGAGGCAGUAGGACAGAGGCAGCUAGCCUCUACAGCAAUUGAUGGAUGGCCCAAAGCUUUUCAAUGUUAUUUACAAACCUCAGAGUGAGCAAUUAGAUGGGAGUAACAUUAAAAGAUUCAAGUGCAGCUUAAAGAGAGCUGCAAAGUAGGCCAGAGAGACAUGAAACCAAGCAAUGUAAAAAUAUUAUAUUACGGAAAAUAUAAGGAAUAAAGUCUCAUUAAAAAAUAUGAAAUAUUAGUAUCAACAA
Messenger RNA from Drosophila mojavensis, 2049 nucleotides. Its product is annotated as inactive hydroxysteroid dehydrogenase-like protein 1. The transcript has 5 exons. The record is from RefSeq and is a predicted model, not a curated record. Gene Ontology annotation, molecular function: oxidoreductase activity. The coding region runs from base 325 to 1332 and encodes 335 amino acids. NCBI's taxonomy places the organism in Eukaryota, Metazoa, Arthropoda, Insecta, Diptera, Drosophilidae. Gene Ontology annotation, cellular component: endoplasmic reticulum.